GUGAUUCUGCUCACCUGGACGUUCCUGGCCCUCCACUCCUCAGGACGCCAAGUCAGAGGCCAGGCAGACCCACCGUGUGGAGGACGCCUGAAUUCCAAAGAUGCUGGCUACAUCACCUCUCCCGGGUACCCCCAGGACUACCCCUCCCACCAGAACUGCGAGUGGGUGGUGUAUGCACCCGAGCCCAACCAGAAGAUCGUGCUCAACUUCAACCCCCACUUUGAAAUCGAGAAGCACGACUGCAAGUAUGACUUCAUUGAAAUCCGGGAUGGGGACAGUGAAUCUGCAGACCUCCUGGGCAAGCACUGUGGGAACAUCGCGCCACCCACCAUCAUCUCCUCAGGCUCCAUGCUCUACAUCAAGUUCACAUCGGACUACGCCCGGCAGGGGGCAGGCUUCUCUCUGCGCUAUGAGAUCUUCAAGACAGGCUCUGAAGAUUGCUCGAAAAACUUCACGGGCCCCAAUGGCACCAUCGAGUCCCCCGGGUUUCCCGAGAAGUACCCACACAACUUGGACUGCACCUUCACCAUCCUGGCCAAGCCCAAGACAGAGAUUGUACUGCAAUUCCUGACCUUUGACCUGGAGCAUGACCCCUUGCAAGUGGGCGAGGGGGAUUGCAAGUAUGACUGGCUGGACAUCUGGGAUGGCGUUCCACAUGUUGGCCCCCUGAUUGGCAAGUACUGUGGGACCAGAACACCCUCUGAGCUUCGCUCAUCGACAGGAGUCCUCUCGCUGACCUUCCACACAGACAUGGCCGUGGCCAAGGAUGGCUUCUCUGCUCGGUACUACCUUGUCCACCAAGAACCACCAGAGAACUUUCAGUGCAACGCCCCCCUGGGGAUGGAGUCGGGCCGGAUCGCGAAUGAGCAGAUCAGCGCAUCGUCAACCUACUCUGAUGGGCGGUGGACCCCACAGCAGAGCCGGCUCCAUGGCGAUGACAAUGGCUGGACCCCCAACCUGGACUCCAACAAGGAAUACCUCCAGGUGGACCUGCACUUUUUGACCAUACUCACAGCCAUUGCCACACAGGGAGCAGUUUCCAGGGAGACCCAGAACGGCUACUACAUCAAGUCCUACAAGCUGGAGGUCAGCACCAAUGGCGAGGACUGGAUGGUAUACCGGCAUGGCAAGAACCACAAGGUGUUUCCGGCCAACACUGAUGCCACUGAGGUGGUCCUGAACCGGCUGCAUGCACCACUUCUGACGCGGUUUGUGAGGAUUCGCCCCCAGACGUGGCACGCGGGCGUGGCACUGCGCCUGGAGCUCUUUGGCUGCCGCGUCACAGAUGCCCCCUGCUCCAACAUGCUGGGCAUGCUCUCAGGCCUCAUCACGGACUCCCAGAUCUCUGCCUCGUCCACCCGUGAAUACCUCUGGAGCCCCAGCACCGCCCGCCUGGUCAGCAGCCGUUCCGGUUGGUUCCCGCGGAUCCCGCAGGCACAGCCAGGCGAGGAGUGGCUUCAGGUGGACCUGGGGUCACCCAGGACAGUGAAGGGCAUCAUCAUCCAGGGCGCCCGUGGAGGAGACAGCAUCACUGCCGUGGAGGCCAGGGCAUUCGUGCGCAAGUUCAGAGUCUCCUACAGCCUUAACGGCAAGGACUGGGAGUUUGUCCAGGACCCCAGGACCCAGCAGCCAAAGCUGUUCGAGGGCAACAUGCACUAUGACACCCCUGACAUCCGGAGGUUCGAUGCCAUCCCAGCGCAGUUUGUGCGGGUGUAUCCCGAGAGGUGGUCGCCAGCAGGGAUUGGAAUGCGGCUAGAAGUACUGGGCUGUGACUGGACAGACACAAGGCCCACGGUAGAGACGAUAGGACCCACCACAAAGAGCGAGGAGACUACCACCCCAUAUCCCAUCGACGAGGCCACGGAGUGUGGAGAGAACUGCAGCUUUGAAGAUGACAAAGACCUGCAGCUCCCUUCAGGAUUCAAUUGCAACUUUGAUUUCCCGGAGGAGCCCUGUGGCUGGGUAUAUGACCAUGCCAAGUGGCUCCGGAGCACCUGGGCCAGCAGCUCCAGCCCAGACGACAGGACAUUUCCAGAUGACCAGCACUUCCUGCAGCUACAGAGCAAUGGCGAGGCCCGGCGUGCCCGACUCAUCAGCCCUCCGCUGCACCUGCCUCAGGGCGCUGUGUGCCUGGAGUUCCAGUACCGUGCGGCAGGCGGGCACGGUGUGGCACUGCAGGUGCUGCGGGAAGCCAGCCGGGACAGCAAGCUCCUCUGGGCCAUCCAUGAAGACCAGGCCAGCGAGUGGCAGCACGGCCGCGUCAUCCUGCCCAGCUACGAGCUGGAGUACCAGAUUGUGUUCGAGGGAAUGAUAGGGAAAGGACGUGCCGGGGAGAUUGCCCUUGAUGACAUCCGGAUCAGCACCGAUGUACCACUGGAGAACUGCAUGGAACCCAUCUCAGCUUUUGCAGGUGAGAAUUUUAAAGUGAAUAUCCCAGAAAUACAUGGGAGAGAGGGAUACGAAGAUGGAAUUGAUGAUGAGUACGAGGUAGACUGGAACAACUCCUCCUCCCCGACAUCUGGGUCUGGUGCUCCGGCAGCCGACAGAGAGAAGAGCUGGCUUUACACACUGGACCCCAUCCUCAUCACCAUCAUCGCCAUGAGCUCGCUGGGUGUGCUUCUGGGGGCCACUUGCGCGGGGCUACUGCUCUACUGCACCUGCUCCUAUGCGGGCCUGGGUACCCGCAGCUGCACCACGUUGGAGAACUACAACUUUGAGCUCUACGAUGGCCUCAAGCACAAGGUCAAGGGCAACCACCAGAAGUGCUGCUCUGAGGCAUAAUGGGCAGCACCAGGCAGCCUGGCAUCUCAUACCUGCGAGAGGGGCUGGUGAAGAUUGCGUUGGGUUUUUGGUUUUGGUUUUUUGUUUUGUUCUGUUUUGUUUCCUUUGGAAAUUGAAUGCCAUAAUCUCGAUCAAACCGAUCCAGAAUACCGGAAGUGUGGACAGGACCGAGGCGAGUUGGGGGAGGGGGACAACGCUGUGAAGGGGUCAUGCCCCGCCCAACCCCAGUGGCUGUUCGGUGCAGGAGUGGCCGUGUUCUCUGCCAGGACAAAGACAGGAGCUCAUCUCUUUGGAGGGUCACAGUUCUGUUUUGUUUGUGAAUUUGUUAUUGUUAAUUAUAUUUUAUUUCUUUGAUCUGUGAGCGAUUCAAAGAGGCAGAAGAGAACGAUCUUUCUGUGUAGAUGUGGAGUAAUGAGCACUGUCCUCUGUUCUCUCCUAAUCAACGUUGGAAAGCAAAGCAUCUUUUCAGCCUUUCCAUCACCAGAAAUAAAACUCCAAGAAGCCGUCAGCUCAUCCCAGCCUCCAGUUGUCUCCGAAGGGGUCUACCACGGGUGGGUCCUGCCCGCCUCGCCUCGGCCUACCAGUGCCAGUCCUAGCAUUUCAGUAGGAUGUUGUUGCCUUUAACUUUAUUUAUCCAGGGGAAAAUUGCCAUUUUAGGGUCAGCAUGAACAGCUCUUGCUUAUGUGCGAUUUAAAACCAACCAGAAAGGAGACCAGAAUCCAUAGAAGCACCUCCUGUUGGAUGCGACCGAGCCUUAAAGUGCUUCAUGGGCAAAUGGGAGCCAUCAGUUGACUGAAUUGAGAGCUGGGGCAUGCGGCUUCCUCAAGGGGCCGCU
Carlito syrichta (Philippine tarsier) is the source of this 3616-nucleotide messenger RNA. It is a transcript of the gene NRP2, whose product is annotated as neuropilin 2. Lineage: Eukaryota; Metazoa; Chordata; Mammalia; Primates; Tarsiidae. The record is from RefSeq and is a predicted model, not a curated record. The transcript is spliced from 17 exons. Gene Ontology annotation, biological process: vascular endothelial growth factor signaling pathway; axon guidance; angiogenesis. Gene Ontology annotation, molecular function: semaphorin receptor activity; vascular endothelial growth factor receptor activity. Bases 349 to 2781 code for a protein of 810 amino acids. Gene Ontology annotation, cellular component: membrane.